CAGAGGAAAUCCCAGCCAUAGACUGAAGUCCAACCGCUCACUUAAAUAAGCGCUUCCUCAUACAUUUGCACUUGCUUCUGCAUACUACUGACUGCUGGGAAAGAGAACCUCUUGAGCUUGUAUUUACUGAUGGAGAAAUAAAGUCAACGUUAUGUCGGAGUCAGCUCAUUAACAGGGAAUCCAGUGGAUAAAUAGUUUCUUACAUCAGCUCAAGACAAUGGAGAAGAUGUCACAGGAAGCACAAGUGAAUGCGGAGCAGCAACUGUCUUCAAACACAAGGAGAAGUUUCAACUUCUCAUCUCUUCGUAUAAAAAAAAGGCACAACAGCAAUGAAGAGGGUGGAUUUAGAAGGCCCAGAGGGUUGCUGUCGUUUUCAUCAGUGCGAGAUUCAUCAAGGAAGGAGCCGGUCUCCGAUGGUGAUGGUGCCUCCCAGCUCCGUGGUUCUCAAGACCAGGUGAAGAAGACAGAAAGGCACAACAGCAAUGAAGAGGGUGGAUUUAGAAGGCCCAGAGGGUUGCGGUCGUUUUCAUCAGUGCGAGAUUCAUCAAGGAAGGAGCCGGUCUCCGAUGGUGAUGGUGCCUCCCAGCUCCGUGGUUCUCAAGACCAGGUGAAGAAGACAGGUGAACAGCCCAUAGGGAACAUCAUCUCUGAUGUCGCUGGAAACCACGGUCCCAUCCCAUCAGGUGAAGAUGAAGGUGGACGACAAGGGGCCCUCAAGAGGUUUAGUGCCAUGUGGUCCUCCUUCCGCAGAGGCAGAAAAGACAGAUCGAAAGACCAGGAGCCUGCAGAGCCACUCGGCCAAACAGUGGAACCCAACACAUCCAGGCAGCACCGCUACUUAAGUGGUCAGUACUUCUUUGAGUAUCUGGUGGUUGUCAGCCUCAAGAAGAACAAGGAUGGAAGCAACUAUGAGCCUCAGAUCACCUACCAGUUUCCAAAGAGGGAUGGGAUGGCCAGAUCCCAGAAGGAGGAUGAAGAGAAGACGCUAAAGGCAAUCACAUUGUUUUGUUUCCCAGAAGGCAUCAGCUGGGCUCCUUUAACAGAAUACCACAGUGAGACCUUCUCCUUUGUUCUGACUGAGGUUGAUGGCAGCAGAAGAAAUGGAUACUGCAGGAGGUUAUUGCCCGGAGGGAAAGGAGCUCGUCCCCCGGAGGCGUACUGCAUCAUUAGCAGUCUGGCUUGUUUCGGCCUCUUUUCCAAGAUAUUUGACGAGGUGGAGAAGCGGCGGCAGAUCUCCAUGGCUAUGAUCUAUCCAUUCAUGCAGAAGCUGCGGGAGGCCCCAUUCCCAGCUCCGGGAAACACUGUGGAGAUUAAGAGCUUCAUUCCUGAGUCGGGCACUGAGAUCAUCAGUCUGACGCGUCCACUGGAUUCAUGGCUGGAACAUGUCAACUUUGCCACACUUUUCGACUGCCUGACAGAUGAUGAGGUGUUACUGGUGUUCGCUGCCGCUGUCCUGGAGAGACGGAUCAUUUUCAUCGCGGAUGAACUGGGCACAUUAUCCCAAGUCAUUCAUGCAGUAGCAGCGCUCCUUUACCCCUUCACCUGGCAGCACACCUUGAUCUCCAUUGUUCCUGAGAUCCUGAUUGAUGUAGUGAUGGCACCCACCCCCUAUCUGCUGGGAGUCCAGAAGCGCCUGCUGGACCAGGCCAUCGACCAGAGUGAUCUGAUGGUCGACUUGUCUGAGGAUAAAAAGAAGACCUUCCUUUUUUUGACUGGGGAUGAAGCCUCUAUUCUGCCCCCAAAGCUCCAAACAGAAAUACUAGAGGCACUAAGUAAAAGACAAGAAGCAUCAACGGUGGAGGAGCUGAACCGAGUGGUGUCGGAAGCCUUCCUGCAUUUCUUUGUGAAAACAGUCGGCCAUUACGCCUCAUAUGUGAAAUACCGUCACGGGGCACAGGGAGUGUUUGAAAAGAGAAGCUUCUACAAGGCCAUUGAGCCCAAGACCACUCGACACUUUGUCAAGAAGUUCCUCCAGACACAGAUGUUCGACCUGUUUAUCCAGGAGGUGGAGCAGCAGCAGCCUGGGCCGCAGCAAGGAAUAUUCCACAAAAAGAUCCUAGAAUACGAAGAAAAGAAGAAAAGGGACAAAGCAAGGAAACACUAACUUUCAGUCGGGGCUUUUGGUGUAUAUAAUAGAGUACAUAGGAAAAGAUGUGAAUGAUGUCCUGUGUCAGUUUGGUUUUAAAUAUGUAUGCAAUGUGUGAAUUACUGUAUGGCUAGCUUGCUGCUACUCUGUCAAACACUGGCAGAAUGAGGGAGUUGAGUUCCAGGUGUUGAUUCUUGGCCUGCGGCCUGUGCCAAUGAGCAGGAAAAUCAUUUCAAAUAAAGACUAGUUUUUCAUGUCCACA
Messenger RNA from Hippoglossus stenolepis (Pacific halibut), 2348 nucleotides. Its product is annotated as DENN domain-containing protein 2D. Gene Ontology annotation, cellular component: nucleoplasm; cytosol. The coding region runs from base 218 to 2104 and encodes 628 amino acids. The transcript is spliced from 19 exons. Lineage: Eukaryota; Metazoa; Chordata; Actinopteri; Pleuronectiformes; Pleuronectidae. The record is from RefSeq and is a predicted model, not a curated record.